AUGUCUUUACGAUCCGUUAUUGAUUUGCUGGUUUCCCUUGGCCUCUUGGCCGGCCAGGCCUACGCGGCGCAAGAGCCCUUGACUGGUGACGAUCGUGCAGCAUGCCCCAACUACGCGCAAUACUCUACCUAUCCCCAUAAACCGCUGAGCGAAGGUCCCCUCGCCUUACCCUACCAGCGACCCGACCCUCGAUGCCGUACAUUCUCCUCUGAUGCCAUCGAGAAAGUCAUUGAGGAUGUCACGUCUCGAAUGAAGGACCCCGACCUGGCCCGCCUCUUCGAAAACGCAUUUCCCUCCACGACCGAUACCACCGUCAAAUUCCACACCGACGGAACCGAUACACGCUUCGUUGACCUGAACGGCCGCAGUCUUCGUGACGAGGGCAAAUGGGAGGGACCACAGUCCUUCAUCAUCACCGGCGAUAUCAUUGCCGAAUGGCUGCGUGAUAGCACGAACCAACUCUCUCCCUACCAACCGUUGGCCAAGAAGGACCCGGCUGUCUUCAAUCUGAUCCUCGGCGCCAUCAACACCCAGGCCGAAUACGUUAUCGAGUCGCCGUACUGCAACGCGUUUCAACCCCCGCCAAUUGCGAACCUCCAGCCGAGUCACAACGGACAGGACGAUACUGUGCACCCCAUAUACGAACCCUCAUUUGUUUUUGAAUGCAAGUACGAGCUGGAUUCGUUGGCGCAUUUCUUGGCGCUGGGCAACGACUUUUACGACCACACUGAUUCAAAGGAUUUCUUGACGGGAAGAUGGUUCCUAGCCCUGGAGACUUUACUCAAAGUUUUGGAAGAGCAGUCCCGCUCAACGUUCGACCCGGAAACGGGCCGAUACCGGAAGAAUGAGUAUACUUUCCAGCGUAGGACGGACGCAGGCACCGAGACUCUGAACCUAAGGGGUGUCGGCAAUCCCUUGAACAACGGCACCGGUCUUGUCAGAUCAGCCUUCCGGCCCAGUGACGAUGCUGCCAUCCUUGGCUUCUUCAUCCCGGCGAACGCCAUGAUGGCCGUGGAGCUGAAGCGUACAGCGGCAGUGCUGAAAGCGGCCGGCAAAGACGUUCUUGCGCAGACGGUGCUGAAAUGGAGCCAGACCAUCACGGAUGGCGUUUGGAAUAACGGAGUCAUCAAGCAUGCCAAGUACGGAAACGUUUUUGCUUACGAGGUCGACGGAUACGGCUCUUCCAUUCUGAUGGAUGACGCAAACUAUCCUUCGCUGCUUGCUCUGCCCUUGAUGGGAUUCUUGCCGCCGGAUGAUCAGACGUACCAGAACACAAGGAAGAUGCUCCUGGAGAAGACUGGCAACCCGUACUUUCUUGAAGGCGCGGCCUUCCACGGAAUCGGAGGCCCUCACAUUGGCUUGUCAAAUGCCUGGCCGAUGAGUCUUUUAAUACAGGCGCAGACCACCGAGAACGACGAGGAGAUUACUGAAUGUCUUGACCUGGUUCUCCGCUCCGCUCGACUCGGCCUGGUCCACGAGAGUGUUGAUGUCAACCACAUUUCCUCCUUUACCAGGGCCAACGGCGUCUUUGCUGAAACGAUUCUGGACCUCGCCAAACGGAAGCCUCACUUGAUCUUUACGGACGAAAAGCCCUACACCAUUUAA
Colletotrichum graminicola M1.001 is the source of this 1605-nucleotide messenger RNA. RefSeq lists its product as uncharacterized. Bases 1 to 1605 code for a protein of 534 amino acids. NCBI's taxonomy places the organism in Eukaryota, Fungi, Ascomycota, Sordariomycetes, Glomerellales, Glomerellaceae. Gene Ontology annotation, biological process: carbohydrate metabolic process. The record is from RefSeq and is a predicted model, not a curated record. The transcript is spliced from 4 exons.